AUGUCACACUUAACCACGGCCCAGACCCCCACACAGGAGCUGCACAACGCAUUCUGGGGGCAGCAGGACAAGGGGAACGCACCUGUGGUCGGUCAGGUGUUUGUGGCUGCCUCUGAGGCACAAGGAGCACAUGAUGAAAUAACUGCAGACUGCUCCGAGAACGGUUCAAAAGUGGGAAACACAAAAGAUACGUUGGAGUUGGAAAUAACUGCAGACUGCUCCGAGAACGGUUCCAAAGUGGGAAACACAAAAGCCCCGCCCGGGGAGGCCCCGCCGGUGUUCCAGUACAGCCCCGAGAGCGUGGCCGGCGCAGACGGAGAGCUGGAGCCCAACGCCGUGACCUUCCCGGGCUGCUCCUGCCGCAGCCGCUCCUGCGCGCCUCCCGAGUGCCCCUGCCUGCCCCGCGGGCACAGCUACAGCGGGCUGUGCCUCAGGCUGCCCGAGCAGCAGGAGCAGCCCUUCUCCAGGCCCGUGUUUGAGUGUAACAGCCUGUGCUGCUGCGGGGAGCGCUGCCAGAACAGGCUGGUGCAGCGCGGGCUGCAGCUGCGGCUGCAGGUGUUCCGCACGCGCAGGAAGGGCUGGGGAGUGCGGGCGCUGGAGCCCAUCCCCAGGGGCAGCUUCGUCUGUGAGUAUGCUGGGGAGGUGCUGGGCUUUGCUGAGGCUCAGAGGAGGAUCCAGGCCCAGACUCCACAGGAGCCAAACUACAUCAUAGCAGUGAGGGAGCACCUGCACGACGGGCGGGUGAUGGAGACCUUCGUGGAUCCCACGCGCAUUGGGAACGUGGGCAGGUUCCUGAACCACUCCUGUGAGCCCAACCUGUUCAUGGUGCCCGUCAGAGUCGACUCCAUGGUGCCCAAGCUGGCGCUUUUUGCAGCCACUGAUAUUUCUGCUGGAGAGGAACUUUCAUAUGAUUACUCGGGAAGAUCCCAUAAUGUACCAGGAGCUGGCAAAGAACACAAAGCUCUGGAGGAAGAGAACAGCCUGAGAAAACCUUGCUACUGUGGUUCCCGCACGUGUGCUGCCUUCUUACCUUGGGACAGCUCCCUCUUCUCCACACCAGCGAAUUCUCCAGAGCCUUUCAACCUUAAACACACCUAAAAACAUUAUUUUCUCUAGCAGUUAAAUCAAACUCUUUAUGUUCCAACAAGGAAGCACAUGUGGGUUUGAGGAGCAGCAAAGAGACAUGGUUUUGAGAAUUAAUUCUGUGCAAAACCCUUUUCAAGGUGGACAGUACAAGGGGUUAUUGGAGCUUUGAGAUGUUUCAAAAUCAGUGACUAAGCCAGGCCUGGUGUUUUUGUCUGGUUUUUCUCUGACAGCUUGGUGUAUGUUAAAGCAGCUCUCAGUUUGUACCCUGCAGAAAGAAUUUGUACCUUUGGCACUUGUACGUGAAUAGGACAUGGGAUAACAGCAAGAAAAGUCACUGACAGUGGCACAAGACAUUGAGAAAUGACACUUGCAAGAAAGGUAUUCGUUUUCUUGAAACACAUUAAAUUAUUUGUUUUAAAUUACGUGCUGUAUUUUUUUUUCUUCCACAAAGCAUAGUAACUGCUAAUUAUUGAUGUAAAAGGAAAGAGCAGCUUUAGUACUUUGUGUGUUCCUUCUCCAGUUGCAUGCCCAAAGCAGCUGUGACUGGCUGGCUGUUUCGCUCCCAUUUAGCUGUGUGGAAGCUGUGCAGGACAGCAAUCUCUGAGGAGCACAUCUCAUCUUUUUUCAUCACCUCAGCCUCGAGGCAGCUCCUAUCAGAUCUCUGCAGUCACAGCAAGCAGCACAUCUGUUACUCCCCAGCACUGUCAGUACAUGCUUAGGAAGCAAAUCUAGCCCCUGCAGCAUGAACAGGAUGAUGCUGACAGCUGACUGAAAGAAGAAAUACAGAAGUGCAUCUGAACAAUAACAGAUUUGUGGUUUUGUGCUGAACGGAUGCAGAAGGCUUCUUUCAGCUGCUAACUGAUCCAUGUUUUCACUACUCCAGGACCAGGCAGCCUUAAGCAAGGCCUGGCCUUUCCCAGCACAGGGAGAAGGUCAUUCCAUCUUCUUUGCAUCAUCUUGUCCAGCUGCAACAGCUGUGCAGGGCUUUCCUGAGCUCCUCCUUCCACCAGGGAUGCACUGCCAGAUGGGCACAUUCUUAACUGCACCUUCCUUCCCUUCCUUUCUGCAGAGAUCAAAUUCAGGCAGCUUCACAUGGGCUGGUUUUGGUGUUUAAGAUGGAUAAACUGCAAUGCAGUUUUUUAUUCAUGUCACACUGUGCCAUCAGCAGCACAAAGCCUCAGUUAUUUGCUCUGGACAGUUUGAUCUUUACCUGUUUCCAUACCCUUUGACAGAACACAGACAAGGGAGUACAUCUCAUGGGGAUGGGCUGUUCUGCAGGCAAUCAGUAACUUGAUUUUUAAAUUACAGACAACUUUGAUUUGGACCUGAGAGAUUGGUGCCACUGAAGGACUGAGCUGUCACUCCCAGCUCAGUGUGCUCUUCCACAAGGAAUCCAGGCAAACAGCUAAAAACUGGGAGCUCUCUGUAAUCCUGUCUGCUAAGAGCAGUAAUGAUCAUCAGUAUUUCAAUAUUCAUGGGGAGGUGUACUUUCCUAUUGAAAUAUGAUCAGAAUAAUUCAAGGAUGCAGCUCUGAACAACAUGAAGGUCCCCUGGUCUGGGUAGGGGGGUUGGAAAGAUGAGCUUUAAGGUCCCUUCCAACCCAAACCACUCUGAUUAACCUGAUAUUCACCUGGGAUAAAGGACAUUUUGCUAUUUACUAAACAAAAUCCUACUUGGUGUUUACCUUUGCUUCCUUGAUAAGAUGCAGUGUUAACCUCUCCCAUUUAAGUGCCUUCCUGCUGCUGUUGGGGUUUACACAAGGCUGUGGGUUUGUGUUUAGAUAAACAUUACCACGUGAUUUCUCUUAGGGUUAAUCAUUAAACAUAAUUGGCACAGAAACCCCAAAGGAUUUCAGCUGCUUGUCACAAGUAGUUUAAAGUACUUUACGGGCUGAGUGGACAUUAACUUUACUCCUGCCCUAAUGAGGGUUCUUGCUGCUACAGCAGAGAAGCUCCCUGGAUCCCAUACCUUGGAAUGCACAGGUUUCCAGAGCACAGCCUGGACUGCAAGGUCUCUUUGUAGAGG
Messenger RNA from Ficedula albicollis (Collared flycatcher), 3111 nucleotides. RefSeq names its product histone-lysine N-methyltransferase SETMAR. Gene Ontology annotation, cellular component: nucleus. The record is from RefSeq and is a predicted model, not a curated record. The transcript has 5 exons. Lineage: Eukaryota; Metazoa; Chordata; Aves; Passeriformes; Muscicapidae. Gene Ontology annotation, molecular function: protein binding; histone methyltransferase activity; zinc ion binding. Bases 1 to 1098 code for a protein of 365 amino acids.